GCUGCCUGCUUGUAGGACAGACAAGAUGGUGGCUGUCGGCGCUUAGAAUCAGCGAACGCUGCGAAGGCUGUCGGGCGGAGGAAGCUUUUUUCUGAAUUUCAACUUUAUCGAGGGAAAUGGCUGGCUUGGGUCCUCAGAACCUGCUCGCCUAUGUGGAAGAGGGCAAUAUUGCCGCUCUAAAAACUCUUCUGGAAAAAUGCAAGGACGUUGAUGAAAGGAAUGAGAAUGGGCAGACUGCAUUGAUGCUGGCAGCUGAGCAAGGCAACCUCGAAAUAGUUCAAGAGCUGCUCAGAAACAGAGCCAACUGCAACCUUGAGGAUGUUGAUAACUGGACUGCACUCAUUUCAGCUGCUAAAGAGGGACACUUGGAAAUUGUGAGGGAACUACUCAGCUACAAUGCCAAUUUGGAGCACCGAGAUAUGGGAGGAUGGACGGCCCUUAUAUGGGCAUCUUACAAAGGCAGCAUUGAUGUGGUGGACCUUCUGCUGUCAAAAGGCGCAAAUCCAAACAUAACUGGGCUGCAAUACAGCGUCUACCCAGUUAUUUGGGCUGCCGGCCGAGGUCACUCUGACAUUGUGAAACUCCUCCUUCAAUAUGGGGCAAAAGUCAACUGUUCAGACAAGUUUGGGACUACACCACUUAUCUGGGCUGCAAGAAAAGGACACCUGGAAUGUGUCAAAUAUCUUCUGCAAAUGGGAGCUGAUGUUGAUCAGGAAGGGGCUAACUCCAUAACUGCCCUCAUAGUAGCAGUUAAAGGUGGUUACACGGACACAGUAAAGGAGAUUCUGAAAAGGAACCCUAAUGUGAACUUGACAGAUAAAGAUGGGAAUACAGCACUUACCAUUGCAGCAAAGGAGGGGCACACUGAAAUUGUGCAAGACCUUUUAGACGCAGGAACCUACGUCAACAUCCCUGAUCGUAAUGGAGACACUGUUUUGAUUGGCGCAGUUCGAGGUGGGCACGUGGAGAUCGUUAGGGCCUUGUUGAACAAGUACGCCGACAUUGACAUCAGAGGACAGGAUAACAAAACAGCCUUAUACUGGGCUGUGGAGAAAGGCAAUGCCACUAUGGUGCGGGACAUCCUGCAGUGCAACCCCGACACAGAGUUUUCUACCAAGGAUGGAGAAACUCCGCUUAUAAAGGCAACAAAGAUGAGAAGCAUUGAAGUGGUGGAGCUUUUGCUUGAUAAAGGAGCUAAGGUUUCUGCAGUUGAUAAGAAAGGAGACACUCCCCUUCAUAUUGCAAUCAGGGGAAGAAGCCGAAAGCUUGCAGAGCUUUUGCUUCGCAAUCCCAAGGAUGGAAGAUUGCUGUACAGGCCUAACAAGGCAGGAGAGACCCCUUACAAUAUAGAUUGCAGCCAUCAAAAGAGCAUCCUGACUCAGAUAUUUGGUGCUAGACACCUUUCCCCCACAGAGUCUGAUGGCGAUAUGCUUGGGUACGAUCUGUACAGCAGUGCUCUUGCUGAUAUUCUCAGUGAGCCCACUAUGCAGCCCCCAAUCUGUGUUGGACUGUACGCUCAGUGGGGAAGUGGAAAAUCAUUUCUGCUUAAAAAGCUUGAAGAUGAGAUGAAGACUUUUGCAGGCCAGCAGAUAGAACCUCUGUUCCAGUUCUCUUGGCUCAUUGUGUUUCUUAUCCUGAUGCUCUGCAGUACCAUAGGAUUGCUGCUUUCAUUUACAGUUGAUCCAAAACUGGGCAUAUCUGUGGCUCUCAGCUUGUUGACUGUACUCUACAUAUUCUUUGCUGCUGUCUACUUUGGAGGAAGACGAGAAGGAGAAAACUGGAACUGGGCUUGGGUGCUAAGUACUAGACUGGCAAGACAGAUCGGAUACCUUGAACUACUUCUAAAACUCAUGUUCGUAAAUCCACCAGAACUUCCUGAGCAAACCACUAAAGCUUUGCCAGUUCGGUUCCUUUUCACUGACUACAAUCGACUCUCUAGUGUAGGGGGAGAAACAUCCAUGGCUGAAAUGAUAGCCACGCUCUCUGAUGCAUGUGAGAGGGAGUUUGGUUUCUUAGCCACACGGCUCUUCAGAGUGUUUAAGACAGAGGAAACACAAGGAAAGAAGAAAUGGAAGAAGACUUGUUGUCUCCCCUCCUUUGUAAUCUUCAUUUUCAUUAUGCUGUGUAUCUUUGCCGGCGUUCUCCUGCUGGCGAUCUUUAAAGUGGAUCCCAAGAAUAUGACUGUGAAUGCCAUCCUUAUUGCUGUGGCUUGUGUGGUGGGCCUAGUGUUUGUGCUAAAUUGCCGCACGUGGUGGCAAGUGAUGGAUUCUAUACUUAACUCUCAGCGCAAACGGCUCCACGGUGCCGCUUCCAAACUGCACAAACUGAAAAGCGAAGGAUUUAUGAAGGUUUUGAAAUGGGAAGUAGAGUUGAUGGCUAAAAUGGCAAAAACCAUAGAUAGUUUCACCCAAAACCAGACCAGGCUUGUGGUGAUAAUUGAUGGGCUGGAUGCCUGUGAGCAGGAUAAAGUUCUGCAUAUGCUAGACACGGUUCGGAUCCUGUUUUCCAAGGGGCCAUUUAUUGCUAUUUUUGCAAGUGACCCUCACAUUAUUAUCAAGGCCAUCAAUCAAAAUCUCAACAGCGUGUUGAGAGAUUCUAACAUUAAUGGGCACGACUAUAUGCGCAACAUUGUCCACCUGCCCGUCUUUCUCAACAGUCGUGGUCUCAGCAAUGCCAAAAAGCUGUGCUCGAUAUCUGCCACCAAUGGAGAUGUGGGGUGUAUGGAGAGUGGUUCAGGAGGGCAUGAAGACCUUGAUAGAAGGGUCUCCCAGCACAGCUUGGCAGAGGCUUCAAAACUUGGCAGCAAAACUGCUCUGAACAGAAGAGAUACCUAUAGAAGAAGGCAGAUGCAGCGCACCAUAACACGACAGAUGUCCUUUGACCUAACCAAGCUGCUGGUUACAGAGGAUUGGUUCAGUGACAUCAGCCCUCAGACUAUGAGAAGGCUAUUGAAUAUUGUAUCUGUCACAGGACGACUACUCAGGGCCAACCAGAUUAGUUUUCACUGGGACAGACUGGCCUCCUGGAUCAACCUGACAGAGCAGUGGCCAUACAGAACAUCAUGGCUGAUCCUGUACCUGGAGGAAACAGAGGGUGUUCCUGAUCAGUCUACUUUGAAAACAAUUUAUGAAAGAAUUUCGAAAAACAUUCCCACAACUAAAGAUGUGGAACCGCUACUUGAAAUUGACAGUGACAUCAGAAGUUUUGAGGUCUUUUUGGCCUCUAGGACUCCAGUCCUCAUAGCAAGAGAUGUGAAAACCUUUCUGCCAUGCACAGUCAAUUUGGAUCCCAAGCUCAGAGAAAUCAUUGCAGAUGUUCGGGCAGCAAGAGACCAGAUGAAUAUUGGAGGUUUCCCUUAUCCCACACUUCCCUUGCAAGAUGCCCCACCCAGGGCAACCUCUGUGUUCAGCCAGCCAUCCUCUGUCUGCUCCUCAUCUUCAUUUAACGGACCCUUCCCUGCUGGGGUAAUGUCACCACAGCCACCAAGCAGCUAUUACAGUGGGAUGACUGGACCACAACAUCCCUUUUACAAUCGGCCAUUCUUUGCACCUCAUGUUUACCUGCCAAGGUAUUACUUUGGCAAUCCCCAACAUCCCAUGUCACGCCCAUCUUUUAAACACAGUGUGUCCAGAGAUCAGAACAAUGGCCUAGCUACCAGCAGCAGCGUAGCAGGAGCACACUCUUCUGCUUUAGCCGCCAUGAACGUGGACGGUGUGUGCGAGAAGCUGAAAGGCAUAGACGGGAUUGAACAAAGUAUGCUGCCUCAGUACACUGCCACCAUACGCAAGGCAAAUAUCAAUGGGCGGGUUCUGACGCAGUGCACCAUGGAUGAACUAAAGAAAGAAAUGAACAUGAACUUUGGCGACUGGCACCUAUUCAAGAGCGCACUUCACGAAAUGAGGAGCUCUGAUACCCAAAUACAACCUGAGGAGGGCCGGAUGGUAGGUGAGCCCAGCAGAAUGGCGCCACGCAGUGAGGUUACCAGACGCCCCGUUGCCACUACAGAGCUUCCUCAUACCGAGUUGGCCGGGCAGAAUUAUGACUUCAGCUUCAGCUUUGAAGAUCUAAACACACUUGGUUUUGAGGAGUCAAAUCGCAACAUGGCCUGGCAGGGACGGGCACACAGGACACCAAGCCUUUCCAGUAUUAAUUCCCAAGAAUCUAGUAAUGAAAUCACAAGGCUCACAGAUAAAGUGCAGGCAGAAUAUAGAGAUGCCUAUAGGGAGUACAUUUCCCAGAUGUCACAAAUUGAGGGUGCUGUAAGCUCUGUCAGUGGUAGGUCUUCUCCAUUAAGCUCAGGUGGUUACUACAUAGGACAGAGCACAUCGGUGAGUUCUAUUCACUCUGCUUCAGAACAGGACAAAAUGAAAGACGGAGAACUAAAGCAUGAAGAGGGACGGAAGCCAUUUUUGAUGAAGAGAACGGAUGUUGUUGACUAUACGUCAUCAACUGUUUCCACUACUGAUGCUUCUCCGCUUGAUCCUAUUACUGAAGAAGAUGAAAAAUCAGAUCAGUCGGGAUCUAAGCUUCUGUCUACCAAGAAGCCAGCUGAAAGAUCUAGCCUCUUCCAGGCAACAGAUUUGAAACUGAAAGGAACUGGACUGCGUUACCAGAAACUUCCAAGUGAUGAAGAUGAGUCCGGGACAGAGGAGUCCGAUAACACCCCUCUCCUUAAGGAUGGAAAAGAAAAAAAGACUGACUGCAGUCUGGAUAAGAAAGCAGGAGAGCUUGCCUCUGAGCCCAUAAUGGCCUACAGUAAAGCAAAGGAGUACCUUUCAGAUGCCAUCCUGAACAAGAAAGAUUCUUCUGACUCCGGCAUGAGAUCCAAUGAAAGUUCUCCCAAUCACUCUCUCAAUAAUGAAGGCGGUGACGAUUCCCAGCUUGAAAAGACAAAUCUUAUUGAGCUGGAAGAUGGGCGCUUACGAGGAAAGAGAGGAAUACCCAACAGUCUGAGUGGCCUCCAGGACUCGGAAAUCGCACGCAUGUCAAUCUGCUCCGACAAGAAAAGUCCUUCAGAAAGUAGUCUGAUUGCCAGCAGCCCUGAGGAGAACUGGCCUUCAAGUCAGAAGUCCUUCAAUCUGAACCGUACGCCAAGUACAGUCACGCUCAACAACAAUACCGCCAACCAAAACUUUGAAGAGACAGAAGAUGCUAAAAACGAUUCUCCAAUCAUAGUAGUUCCUGGGUCAAGUCCUGUUCAAAACGAGAACCUGAAGCGUUUGACUCACAAGCGAGGUCAGCGUGCAGGGUACAGCCGUCUGGCCAAAGAAGCUUCAGAGCUAAACACUGUGGCUUCCUCUGAUGCAUCCGGCUUUGCAGAAGAAAGAGAGAGUAUCCUUUAAACGGAGAAUCAGAAGUCCAUUUUUCUUCCUACCAUCCAUUUUUGCUUUUACUUUUAUUCAUCAUUUAUUUGCCAAUCUCACUCAAGCCUAAAAAAUUUCACCUAUUGUGAUCCUUAAUUUUUUUUUUUUUUUUUUUUGCAAUGAACUAGAAAGUAUUCAGAUAAAAGAAUAAAUCUGGAAAAAAAAAGGGUUGUAACUGGCUGUAGCUUAGCGUCCCACUGAAGCCUGGGAGAGAAGAAUGAAGAGCAGCUUCAGCAUGACGAGAAGGAACCACGGACUCAUCAUUUUAUUUUCUCCACCCCCCUCUAGGCAGAGCUUCAGAGGAUAUAACUAUAAACUCUAAUACCCAAACUUUAAAAUGAUAUUUAAUAUCUGGUUGCCAAAAUGUAGGAGCUCUCCUUUGGGUUGGGCUUGGAUAUUUUCUCCAUCCCUAUGAAAUACAGGGAGGUAGACUGACUUUGAAAUCAAUUAAUCUGACAAUUCUAAACUGAUCAAAUUGGAUUGCAUUUAGAAAGACUCUAAAUUACUUGAAUUAGAUCAAUAUUGAUUGACGGCACUGGAAAAACAUGUCCACCGCCUUCAUACCCUAAACCAGUAAACUCAGGAGCAAUAUGUUGCUCACCGCCCCAUUUGAUGUUUCUCCCAGUGGCCUCAAAGCAGGUGCCCAUUUUUAAGUCUCUGGCUUGGAGGCAAGUUUUAGAAGAGACACCGUUUUCUCCAAUCAGAGCCUCCUGCAGGCCAGCAGUCCACAUGGGGUACCAACUAGCCAAUCACAGCCCUUAUUCAGCAUCCACAAAAUAUGUUUUCAUGCUUGUGUGGCUCCCCAACACUUUCUACAGCUGAGUGUAGCUCAUGAGUACAAAAGGUUGGGGAUCUCUGUCUUUGGCCUGUAGUUCUGAGAUGACAAAUAAGCUAUUGACAAUGAUACGUACUGAUUUGUGACCCUCCCCUGGAGGAUUCUUCAUUCAACCUUUGCUAAGUCUGCCCCUAAUUCUUUCAUUAAGCUAGUAGUCGUGUUCACUUCCCAUUUUGCUUUGUCUAGACUGCCUUGACAUUUGUAUCCCCUGGAUUACAGAGGUUCUGUUUCAUUGAUGUUCUCUUCGGUUUCACCUGCUGACAAGCAUUUAAACACAGUUCAGGAACAUUGUAUCUCUAACCUGAGAGAAUAAUUGCCAUUAUGCGUGUAAGGCUGAUGGCUUGAUACAACAGCCCGGUUCAUUUCAACACCAAAAACUGCUGGCUGUGGCUUCUUUGCACCUGAAACCUCUUCUGAGCUUGCCAUUCAAAAAAAUGGGAGGCAGUUGGUGGAACGUUCCAGGUAGCCUAGAAGUGCCCUGUGUGUCAUAGCCCACGUCAUGAGUUUGCCUUCUACCCUUACAGAAUGGCAUCCAGAGGGUUCCCAUUCUUUGUAGAAAUGUGUUGUGCAAACCUAAGAGCUUUGUUGAAAUGCAGUUCCUAUUAAAUCAGUGUCCGUGGAAUGUUGUCACAGAGUAGUGCGUGCCAUAGUGUGUAAUUGUGUGUGUUCUGCCAGGACUGCAUGCUGCUUGUCUAUCUCUCUUGUGACAAUAGGGACCUUGCCUGGGAAGGGCUGGGCUCUAGCCUGUGGCUUGUCUUUGAUAGAAAACUUGCUGUUUGAUGUAUUAUUUAUGUGACAUUUGCCAAGGGUCAGUCCCUUUAGCUGAUGUCCUUGUGGCUUUAAAGGCAAUUAUAAACCCUGCGCAGUUUUGAACUAACGAGAGCAUCAAACUCUCAGAAUAGAGUAUUGCGUGUUAGACAGCAACGGUCUCUUCCAGAUAUACGGCCUAUACACAUCAAAUGGAGCAUUUUUUAGUUCCACAUUAAUAUACAUUGUGUAUCUGGUUACAGGAGGAGCAAGUACUGGCACCCAGUAGUUCUCUAUUGAGUAGUGCAGUGCUUAUCCAACCAGGCCAGGAGAGGCUGGACUAGCUCAGCUGGUACAACAAUGUUUUUUGUUGAAAGUAAUGGACUUAGUACUGGAAUGCCCAGUAAUGAGAGUAUUUGCACCCUGUCGCUCUGUAGGACACAAUAUAUUGUGAUGUUGCCUGUAAGUGACACUUGAUGGAAAACAUUGAUAGCAACAAAAAAAAUGUGUAUUGUGUACGUGCAAUGUGCUGUGACGUGCAAAAUAAAUGGCUGAAAAUCUC
Molecule: messenger RNA, 7507 nt
Organism: Xenopus tropicalis (tropical clawed frog)
Lineage: Eukaryota; Metazoa; Chordata; Amphibia; Anura; Pipidae
Gene: kidins220
Product: kinase D-interacting substrate 220kDa
Source: RefSeq, marked provisional